Messenger RNA from Toxorhynchites rutilus septentrionalis, 2486 nucleotides. Its product is annotated as tudor domain-containing protein 5-like. Lineage: Eukaryota; Metazoa; Arthropoda; Insecta; Diptera; Culicidae. The record is from RefSeq and is a predicted model, not a curated record. The transcript has 7 exons. Bases 186 to 2267 code for a protein of 693 amino acids.
UAAAAAUCUUCCCACCUUACAUUUUCCAUCUCGGUUUCAUACCGGUGGGUAUGUUUGUUUUGAAAGUUUGCUUAUUGUGAGCUGUUUAUUCCGUUUAUUUGUUUUUCAUUAAAGGUUCUAAAGUUUUAAGCUAAAAGUAAAUCCUUGAUUAAAACGAUUGAAACUGUUAGCAACAAAGUGACGUUAUGGAAGAAUAUACCUUGGAAGAAAUAAAGCAGAUUAUUCGCUCGAUUGCGAUUUCUGGUACUUCUAACUAUUUAUCAACACAAGAGUUAGCUCGUGAUUUCAAAAAAAUGGAAGGAUUUGAGCUGCCAUAUCGAAGGCUGGGAUUUCUGUCCGUUGAUCAAUUCCUACAUACUUUGACAGACACUGUAAAGGUGAAAGGUUAUGGUUCUUCAGCUUUAGUGGAGCCCGUCGUAACACAGAGUAAUCAGCAUAUUCGGACGUUGGUUCAAAAUAGUAAGAAACAGAAAACUCGACCUAAGCAGAGAUAUAACAAUUCAAGCUAUGGGAAUAACAAUAACAGGAUGAAUAAAGGAUACUCGAGUUAUUGUACGAAUCACCAUGGUAACCAAAAUUCGAAUGCUCCCAGAAAGAUACAAAAUGAGGAGUACUGCUAUCUGGAGACAGUUGAUCAUGGGAAUGAGUCAGACAGUUCGGAUAGUAUGCCAAAAUUCAACAUGACCGAAGACAAAAAGCUUGAACAGGUCGCAAGACCACUGCAAAAUCAAAUAAACGGUUACUGCAACAACAGUUACAGCGUGAAUGGAGAAUACUCGAGUUAUGAUGCUAAUCGAAAUAAUCCACUAAAUUCCGAUGCCCCCAAAAAGGUUCAAAAUGGAGAAUACAACAUUUUAGAGAUAACAACAUCUGAUGGAAAUGAAGCAGAACAUGCGACUAGUAUGCCAAAGUUUAACAUCACCGGAGCCAAGAAGAAAGAACAGGUGGCAAAUUCAGCCCAAGAACAGAAAAACUAUCCCCAACGGACCCGACAUAAUGAUGCUAUCCCAAAUGACGUCGCUCUGCUACUCAUCAACUCAUUAGAAAUUCCGAAAGAAGCGAUGAUUCUAGGAGACAAGGUGGAUGAUGCCACGUUCCCGGAAACAAUCGCUCCAAAACAAUCGAUGAAAAUAUUUGUUACUGAAGUACAUAAUCCCAAUCGACUCUGGUUCCAUAUAGGAGAAAACACCGAAAAGAUUGAUGAUCUGAUGAAUGAAAUUGAGGUGUUUUAUACACAGCUUCACAAGGAAGAGUGGCGUAUCAAAGCGGCCAAUGCUGUUGUUGGGCUUUUUUGUGCGGCCAAGUAUAAUGGGCUAUGGCACAGAGCAAAGAUCGUGGAAGCUUAUUUGCAAACCAAAGUAAAAGUUUUCUAUAUUGACUACGGUACAGUGAGUGAAGUCGAGUUGAAGGACAUCAAGUUCUUGGCAAAAUGUUUCGCGCAGCUUCCCGCCCAAGCUAUGCGUGCCUCUCUGGCGUAUGUGAAGCCAGCUGCCCAUCGUUGGACACGGAAUGCAUCUUUGUCGUUGCUUGCACUGGUUUAUGAGAAACUGUUGUAUGCAUAUAUUGUUGACGUCGACCGGAAGGAUAAUGUAAUCGACGUGGUGCUGAUAGACACGAGUGGAACGCAGGACAUUAUUGUAAACCAGCAAUUGUUUGUGAAAGGGCAUGCGACAUGGGAGGAUGAUAUGCCGUACAAGGAAAAAACCGUAGAAAGUUAUCGCGAUCGCUCGAAAACGUAUUGUGAGUUGUACCCAAGGUUUGAUGAGUUAGAAUGUGGCAUUUACCCUUCGUUUCGUGAAAUUGGAAUAUAUCGUGCCGAAGGCUUCAAUUUUCCUCGUUAUUAUAUGCAAUCGCUACGGGAGGAUUCUGAAUUUCUGCAAUAUAUCCUGACGACAACUUUCACCAUUCCGUCGGGUCCAAUCGUUCCCACUGAUGUGGCAACCGAGGUGGACUCUGAAGAGGAACAAUACCAGUGCUCGCGUGAUAAAAACGAACAAAAUGAAUGCAGCAGCGCACAUGAUGUUGGAGAUACAUCAGUGGAAAGCAGCGAAUUGGGCGAAGCUUCACAGAAUCCAUUUAGGAACCAACAAGAAGAUGUUCCUGGAACCAAAAUAAUGCGAAGAACGGAAAUAUUUUCCGAACUGUGGGACUUGGAUGAUAUGACGACAGAAAUCAAGAACCUAAAUGAAAUAGCAUCCAAUAAUCCAUUCAAUGAUAUCUACGAACAAAAUGUUCUUGAAACUGAAACAAAUGAACGAUUGUUGUAGUUGGAUGUAUAAAUCCCAAAACAAUGGAUGAUAGCAACAAUUGACCAUUUUUGUCUGAACGAAGAGUUACCUAUUCGAAUGUUCAAGGUGUUCAACAGUGUUCCAUUUUUUGAUUUCUGAAACGUUUUAUUUAUAGAUGUAUCAUUAUACAUGUUUAUCUCUUUAAAAUUUACUAGCUAAACAUACAUAACGGUAGUUUGAACGUGUACGAUAUUAUAU